AUGUCGUUUUUCUCCGCAACUGCAACCGUUCCUCAAAACCCCACCUUCGUUUCCUCUAACAAACUCUCAUUUUCUCUCUCAUCAUCAUCUCCCUCUACGUCGUCGUUUAACUUCCUCUCAUUUCCCUCAUCUCAAUCCAUCUUCUGCAAAAGCAUAACUGCCUCAUCCCAAAUUGCACGCGCUCACGCGCCUCCUUCUCCUGCAACCACGACCACCGCCGCCUCAUCCUUCCAUGGCAUCUGCUACGUCGUCGGCGACAACAUCGACACCGAUCAGAUCAUUCCCGCCGAACAUCUCACUCUUGUCCCUUCCAAGCCCGACGAGUACGAGAAGCUCGGUUCCUUCGCCCUAAUCGGACUCCCCGAUUCAUACACCGUCCGGUUCAUCGAACCUGGCGAGACGAAAACCAAAUACUCCAUCGUCAUCGGCGGCGCUAAUUUUGGUUGCGGAUCCUCCCGUGAGCACGCGCCGGUUGCGUUAGGGGCUUCCGGUGCGGCUGCUGUUGUGGCUGAAUCGUACGCGAGGAUCUUUUUCAGAAACUCGGUGGCUACUGGUGAGGUGUAUCCGUUGGAGUCAGAGACGAGGUUGUGUGAGGAGUGUCAUACGGGAGAUGUGGUGACGGUUGAGCUUGAGGAGAAUCGUUUGAUUAAUCAUACGACUGGGAAGGAGUAUCAGUUGAAGCCGAUUGGAGAUGCUGGUCCGGUUAUUGAGGCUGGUGGUAUCUUUGCUUAUGCUAGGAAAACCGGCAUGAUUCCUACUCGAUAA
Messenger RNA from Vicia faba (fava bean), 765 nucleotides. NCBI's taxonomy places the organism in Eukaryota, Viridiplantae, Streptophyta, Magnoliopsida, Fabales, Fabaceae. The record is from the annotation of a GenBank genome assembly.